Molecule: messenger RNA, 1275 nt
Organism: Saccharomycopsis crataegensis
Lineage: Eukaryota; Fungi; Ascomycota; Saccharomycetes; Ascoideales; Saccharomycopsidaceae
Exons: 1
Coding region: 1-1275 (424 amino acids)
Biological process (GO): iron import into the mitochondrion
Cellular component (GO): mitochondrial membrane
Molecular function (GO): ferrous iron transmembrane transporter activity
Source: RefSeq, a predicted model, not a curated record
AUGUGGUGGACAUCUCUUUUUCGACCAACCGAGGAGGAUAUUUGGUCAAAAACUGAAUCUUCUACAGUUUUGUCAAAUACAUCAAUGUCUGAGUCGCCCCUUUCAACUAACCUAGAAAAAGAAUAUGAUCACGAGUACGAUUAUGAAUCUUUACCUGAAGGAUCUUCUCUUCUUGCUCAAUUAACUGCUGGGGCAUUUGCCGGGAUAUUAGAGCAUACCGUGAUGUAUCCAGUUGACGUUAUCAAGACAAGAAAUCAGGUUUAUCUUGAACAAAAACCUCCUCCUGCUCCCACGGGAUCGAAUUACUUGAAAUCAACCCUAAAACCAUCAGGGUCAAUAGGAAUAAUCCCAGCGUCCACCAAAAACCUUCUUUUUCACAAGUCAGGAAUCAUACCCACUCUCCACAAAAUAUCUACCACCGAAGGGCCCGCUGCUCUUUGGAGAGGAGUAUCCCUGGUACUUGUUGGAGCUGGCCCUGCCCAUGCCGUAUAUUUCACAGUUUUUGAGUAUGUCAAAACUACACUAGUAUCAUAUUUUGGAAAAGAUGGUUUGCCAGGAAAAAGAUCAUUUAUUGUUACCCAUGAAAAUCAUCCGUUGAUCGCGAGUAUUGGUGGAAUUGCUGCAACGACUGCCAGUGAUUUCUUCAUGACCCCUUUUGAUAUUUUAAAACAAAGAAUGCAAAUUGGAAAAUCUUUGGAGAUAAGGACUCCUCCAGAGAAUUCUCCGAUCGCUGUAAAAAGAUCACCCCGGACCCCGCUCUUACAUACUGUUCGUUCCAUCAUCAAACAUGAGGGCCCAUUGACAUUUUGGGUGUCAUAUCCUGCGACAUUGUUGUUGAACAUUCCCAGUGCUGCAUUGAAUUUUGGAGUGUAUGAGUAUGUGUCUCUUAUUUUGCGUCCUAUUCUUGAUCCCAUAGUGGCUGGUAAAUUCAAAUCGGGUGAUUCUUCCAAAGGUAACAGUUCAAAGGAGCACAAACAUCUAUAUAAUCCACUCCUUCAUUGUGUCAGUGGGACUUUUGCCGGAGUUGUAUCUUCUGCGCUUACAAACCCGUUGGAUGUUGUGAAAACUUUUCUUCAAACACAGUAUCUUUCUUCCGAUCCAAAUAUUAGGGCGAUUCAUCGACGAUGGUGGACAGUGGUCAAAUUCUUGAGUGAGAAAGAAAAUGGUGGAUACAGAAAUUUUGCUAGAGGACUAAGAGCGAGAAUAGUGGUUUGUGCUCCGGGUAUUGGUGUCAGCUGGGUAGGUUAUGAAAUGGCAAAGUGGUUCCUAACUUAA